This is a messenger RNA of Sodiomyces alkalinus F11, 1225 nucleotides long. RefSeq lists its product as hypothetical. The transcript has a single exon. Bases 402 to 842 code for a protein of 146 amino acids. Lineage: Eukaryota; Fungi; Ascomycota; Sordariomycetes; Glomerellales; Plectosphaerellaceae. The record is from RefSeq and is a predicted model, not a curated record.
UUUUUUUUUUUUUUUUUUUUUUUUUUUUGCGGACCACCGCUGAGGCCCUGUAUUCGUCCAACAUGGCCCCAAGGUCAGGGCAACAGGCCCCCGCGACAAACGCAAGCCGCAACCGUUGUCCCCAGUGGUGGAAUGGACUUUGGUGUCCUUGGAAUUGACCGUCCACCAUAUUUCAAUCACAUACGAUGAUGAUGAUGCACCUCGGCCCUUCACUUCGAUUCCCCAGAGACGGAGCUUCUGCAUGGACGAAAACCAACGCCGGCAAGACAAUAGACAUUAUCUUUGGAGUGGGACGAUAGCCAUCUCGAAUCUCCUCGGGCGCGGCGACACCGAUGCAUCUUCAUCAAGGCAUCGUGGCCUGCAUUCGGUUCUCCGACAGGUGGCCGGUGCGGCGCGAUGCGAUGACGAGGUUCAUGUCGUGGAAUACAUGGUCAACUUUGCCCAAAAUUUCCAGUCCACGCCGCCACGCCGCCUCGUCGCCCGAAUCUCAGAGAACACCCCCGUCAAAAUGUACUGAACCGUCUUUACAUCUCCGACGACCGUCCAUACAAGUCCCCGGCCACCCCGGGCAGCAUAGGCCGACCCCGAAACGAAACACUGUCGAACUGUCUGCCACGAUCAGAUGUCCGCGAACAGGAGCCCAGACACGCUUCCAGAGGUUGGCUGGCUCGUCUUACUUCCCCAUUCCAACCAUCCGCCGCCUUGGAAUCGCCCAUCAAAAGACACCUUGGUGCGACGUUCAAAAGUUGGGUGAAUUUCGCACAAGAUUCGGUACCAACGAUGAGAAUGCCAUGGUAGUUCCGCUUCGCGCCGCUUCGGUCCUGCCACCCACCACAUGGUAAGUCUCGGUAGCAUGUAUAGCCCCCCUCAACGCGAUCUUCUCCCUUGUGCUCUCGACCAAAAUCAUGGAAGACGGGGCGUCGGUUGAUCAUGCCCUCGCGUGUGGCCACACAGAACAUGAUCCCCGUCCUGGGUCCGCCUCUUCAAAAUGACCAAGGCAUGUAUAGCAAAGGUAGGCCGAAGUCGCCAUAACUGGCGCAACGAUAUAUGAGAAUGCUGAUGCCACACAAGAUACAGAGUGGAAAAUAGAAUAUUUUAUUUCUUUCGCGUCAUCGUCAUCGUCCCAGCUUGCCGCUCCCAAAUCGCAGCGAUGCGUGGUCGCUGAAUGCCCAAUAUAUGCUGUGAGGUUUGCCUGAACGCCAAAAGAUGCAGAACCCAACCCCCC